GAUGCCGCCCCAUGUCCAGGUAGUCUCGGUUCAAAAUAGCCAGCGAAACAGCGCUCGAGCCAUCACCCAAUCGCCAACACACCUAAGAGGUCCGCAAUGUUUUGUCUAGCUCGGUAGUACCCAGUACCACGUUUCAGUGUGCGCGUCGGACACGUCGCCCAACCGCUGAACCCGUUCCAGAAGAGAACCCAAGUGCAAGUGCCGAUUUUCCGCGCCAGUGCCGUCGUCACCAUGUGCUAACAGUGGCAUUAUGUAAGCGCGAUGGGUUUCUCGAGCAACUUGCAGGGGAAGAGCGCCCACGAGGCGCUCCUCUCCCGACAGGACGCCGAGCUGCGCCUCCUGGACUCCAUGAAGAGGUGCAUCCUGAGCAAGGUGCGCUGCGACAGGGACUACGCGGUGGCGCUGGGCUCGGUGGCCACGCAGGGCCUGAAGAUGGACCGCGGCGACGAGCUGCAAGGCAGUCUGGUGGCCUCCACCUGGAAGACGAUGAUGGAGGAGCUGGACACCACGGGCAAGCUGAUCAAGCAGAACGCGGACACGAUCGAGUCCAAGCUCCUGGACACGCUGAACAGCCUGUACGCGGAGAAGAGGAAGGUGCGGAAGGCUUAUCAGGAAGAGCACGCCAGGAUUCUGCAGCAGUUCACACAUUUGUCUGACGAAGUCAACCGCAAAAAAUCCGAAUACCAGAAGUACCUCGAAUUGUACAAACUCAUGAGGUCCCGAUUCGAAGAGCACUAUGUCAAGUCCGGAAGAGGCGGCCGAAAGUUGGACGAAGUGCGCGACAAGUACCAGAAGGCCUGCCGGAAGCUGCACCUCACGCACAACGAGUACGUACUUCUUCUGUGUGAAGCGGUGGAGUUCGAGAAGGACUUCCGAACCGUGCUGCUCCCCGGACUUCUGGAGCACCAACAGUCGCUGCAGGAAGCUUUCAUCCUCGCAUGGAAGCAGAUUUUGCAAGAAGUGAGUACCAACUCGGACUGCACCGCCGACAAGUUCCGCGAAAUCCAAAAAAGGAUAGAGGCGAGUCUAGAAUCGAUUAAACCCAACGAGGAGUAUAAAGAUUUUACUGAAAAACAUAAAACGACGCCUACAGAACCCGUGAAAUUCACGUUUGACGAAAGUCUGGUGGAGGACAGUGCGGGGAAGUUGCUCCCGAACCAACUCACGGUUGAUAAUCUCACGGUCGAGUGGUUACGGAACAAACUAGCCGAAUUAGAAACCAGUAUUAAAGAAAAUCAAGAAAAGCGUACUGCUUUGGUCACCAAUCCAGAAGGGUUCGUCAACGGAAAAACCGAAGUCAAUAACAGGUUAAUCACAAACGUCGACUCGACGAAAAAGGAAAUUAAUGAGUUGAAAUGCCAAGAACGGAAAAUGCUGAAGCAGACCGAAUUGAUUAAGAGUGCCUUAAACGAGCUCGGAUGCGAGGAAGUUCCAUCCGGGUGCGAUCUCUCCAUUGAUAAUCAGACUUUUAUUAGCAAUUCUAGUGAACAAGUUGGCAGUUCAGAAAGCACAAAGCGAGGGUUUACGCAUCAAAAGAUUGUUAACAUGUUUCGAAAGCCGUUCCGGCGAAAAUCUGUCCCUUCAUCGCCUAUCGCACCGCCUCGUACUAAAGGGAGAAGGGAUUCGGCCCCUCGUAGCGAAGGGGGAGAUCCUGUUUCCAUGACCACGAACAAGUCUCUAGUGGACGAAGAGUGGUUCCAUGGAGUACUGCCGCGCGAAGAAGUCGUCAGGUUGCUGACGCAAGACGGCGACUUUCUAGUUAGGGAAACCACGAGAAACGACGAGUGCCAAACAGUACUUUCGGUGUGUUGGGGCGGGCAUAAACAUUUCAUCGUACAAACCACAGCUGAAGGCCAUUAUCGGUUCGAAGGACCUGCUUUCCCCAGCAUCCGCGAACUCAUUCUGUAUCAGUUUAAUAGCGGACUUCCUGUGACGGGACGUUCGGGUGCCAUAUUGUAUAAACCAAUCCCGAGGGAGCGGUGGGAGCUCAACAACGACGAUGUAGUACUUUUGGAUAAAAUCGGCCGGGGCAACUUUGGCGACGUGUAUCGAGCUCAGCUAAAGAACAGCAACGAAGUAGUAGCCGUGAAAACUUGCCGGGUAACCCUACCAGAAGACCACAAGAAAAAAUUCCUGCAAGAAGGACGUAUUCUGAAGCAGUACGACCAUCCCAACAUAGUCAAACUAAUCGGGAUUUGUGUGCAAAAGCAACCAAUUAUGAUCGUCAUGGAGUUAGUACCAGGAGGGUCACUUCUGACUUUUUUGAGGAAAAAGUCGCCCGCGUUGACGGACGGGCAGCUAAUGAAGAUGUGUCUGGAUGCAGCAGCGGGAAUGCGCUACUUAGAAUCCAAGAACUGUAUACAUAGAGAUUUAGCAGCGCGGAAUUGUCUAGUUGGUUACAACAACGUGGUGAAGAUUUCCGACUUUGGUAUGUCUAGAGAAGAGGAGGAGUAUAUUGUUUCAGAUGGAAUGAAGCAAAUUCCGAUUAAAUGGACGGCACCGGAGGCUCUAAAUUUCGGAAAAUACACCUCUUUGUGUGACGUCUGGAGCUACGGGAUUCUCUGCUGGGAGAUCUUUUCCCGCGGCGGGACCCCCUACAGCGGCAUGAGUAACUCAAAAGCCCGAGAAAAAAUCGAUUCGGGUUAUCGGAUGCCCGCCCCUGAAAACACCCCGGACGAAAUGUACAGACUAAUGUUAAGAUGUUGGGAGUACAAGCCUGAAAAUAGACCCAACUUUGAACAAAUUUAUACAGUUGUUGAGACUUUAUGUGCCGCGUAUAGAGUGUCAUUCCUUUGAUUGACAUUUUUUAUUUCUGUGAUUAAAUAAAGCUCAGAAAAUAUUAAGAAUCUAUAAAGAUAAAAGUAUUUUUUAAUUAUGAGUGUGCUAUUAAUUACUGUGAUUGUAACGAGGCGUUUGAUGGACUAGUUUAAGAAAUUACUAAGCCUUUUAUAACUUGUAUGUAUAAAGUUUGACUGAGUUUUGAAUAAAUGUUUUAAUUUUUUUGAUUAUAAA
Zophobas morio is the source of this 3012-nucleotide messenger RNA. RefSeq names its product tyrosine-protein kinase Fer (gene FER). NCBI's taxonomy places the organism in Eukaryota, Metazoa, Arthropoda, Insecta, Coleoptera, Tenebrionidae. The transcript has 12 exons. Gene Ontology annotation, biological process: peptidyl-tyrosine phosphorylation. Bases 262 to 2796 code for a protein of 844 amino acids. Gene Ontology annotation, molecular function: ATP binding; non-membrane spanning protein tyrosine kinase activity. The record is from RefSeq and is a predicted model, not a curated record.